Molecule: messenger RNA, 3561 nt
Organism: Pipistrellus nathusii (Nathusius's pipistrelle)
Lineage: Eukaryota; Metazoa; Chordata; Mammalia; Chiroptera; Vespertilionidae
Source: the annotation of a GenBank genome assembly
AUGGAGAACCUUCUCUGUCCUCUGAAAAGCGCCAUUGCUACCUGGCAGCGCUCCAGUCCUUGCUGGAUGAUGGAUGUCAUCCUUGGCAUUGUGUGUGGAGCGCUGCUCUUCCUUGUGUUCGUCCGCCACUCCGAGAGUGAUGGACCCUCAGCACCCCGGAGGGAACAUGGAAACACCAGGAAGCGUUCAGUGGAGCCCAGGAGGAGCAGGAGCAGCAGGAGCAGGAGCAGGAGGAAAAGUGCAGCUUUGAAAGCCUGCAGAGAGUGCCUGCAAGACCUGGAAAAGACUCGGGGCCUAAUUAAUCUUCUCGGAAGCCACCUGGGGAGGCCCCCUGAACAGGGCGGCUUUGGUCAGCGCUCCUGUCAAGACCCCUCUGGUGAGGUCUGCGAAGCUGCGCCUGCUGGAGCCAACGGGCCCUGUGAGGCGCCUGUGGAAGAUGCUGCUCCCACCAUGUGCCCCUCGGCCUCUCUGGCUCCUGUGACUGAGUGCCCGUUACCUCCGGCCUCCACCUUGUCACCAGGACCGACCACCUGCUCUGUCCCCCUUCAUUCCCACUCACCCCCGAGUGCCUCUCGGACACCAGAGCCUUUUCUUUUGCUGGAUGACCUUUCACCCCAGCCACUUGCACUUUCCUGUUCCCCUUCACUUCCCCCUGAUUCAGGGGCUCACCCUCCACGUCCCACAGCCUCCUCUGCCUCACCACCACCAGCGUCCACUCUGACUCUUCCCCAGUGUGACUCAGUGGCACUGGCAUUGGGCCCCGUCCCGAAGAGCUCAUGUGCACACACACCUCGGUUGGCUUCUCCCUCCCCAGUUCAACUGCAGGCCACAGUCUCUCCACUGCUUUCCCAUCCCCAGUCCAUGUCUCCCUUGGCUUUCCCAUCUCCACCUUUGCUUCCAACCGUGCCUCAAUUACCACCCCCACCUCUGGCUCAGGUCCAGCCCCGAUGCUCUCUACCAGCCCUACCACCUUCUUCUCCACCUCAGAUUGGAAGCUGUGGAGUGUCAUGCCCGACAGCCCAGAAUGAGACACAAUUUUUAAUCCCAAUUGAGACUCCACAUCCGGAAAGGCCCUCAUUGCAGAAGCAAGUAGAAAGCGGGUGGGAUUUAACCUCUGUAGUCAAAAGGUCUCAGGAAGUCUUCAGUGUCUUCACUUCCAACUGUCCCAAGGACAGCAUCCUUCCUGAGAAUUUUCCUAUCAAUCCUGAGCCCCGGAAGCAACUGGAGCCACAUCUGCAAAACUGGCAUAUGCAACACAGCUGGGAGCUGUCCCCCAAGAUCCAAGAACCUCCCAAACCAGGGCAACAGCAGAGCGAAUUACCAGACACAUGUCAGGCAGAGGACAAGCAUGAGUCCUCACAGCCCUCUUCACACACAGGUGAAAGCAGCAACGAUACACAGAACGUGGGGCUCCAGCUAAGCCACGUCACAGGGAAGGUCCCAAAAGAUCUCUCCAGGGGUUCAGAAAGCUCCCUAGUGACAUUUCAGAGGGUAGACUCUGAGGAGUCAGAAAGUGACGUGAUGCUUUUGAGAAGGGACUCUGGAAGUGAUUUACUGAGGAACUUAGACAAAAAUCUAGAAAACACGCUAAAAGGCCACUUGGGCAGCAAGUUGGGACAGAGGAGCAAGAGCCUGAUGAGUGUCCAUGGACGCUGGCUUGAUGUCAGCCACUGUUCUGCCAAGGCUGACACUCACAUAGAAACCAAAAAUCUGGGAAUUUUGAAGGAUUGGGAACCCUGCAUGAACGCGUCUUUUGGGGUGGUCUUUCUUAAUACUAACAUUCAAAAAGUGCUAGAAGCACAUAUUACAAAGUUUUGGGUGAAGCACAGGUGGGGCCUGCCCCUCAAGGUCCUCAAGCCAAUGGGUCUCAUUAAGUUGAAAAGGGCUCAGACCUCACCCAUUCCACACUCAUCUACCUGUGUAUCUGGGGCCUUCUCAAUAGACAAAUUCGUUGAGUUUCAGGAAAAACCAUCUCGGGCCUGUCCAGGAGAGAAAGUGAAAACAGAUGACUCAGUUCCCACCCUGGCAAGGUCUCUCCUUGCCCCCUCACGUGUGUGUGAGGAAAUGCAGAGUGCUCUGGGAGGGACCCCACCUGGUGUUGGCCAUGGUCCUUCAAAGGCCUCUCUGACUAGACAGGAGGGUAGUCCACCAUCUCAGUCUGUCUCACUCACCUGGAAGAGUAAGGCUAUGGAGUGGGCUAAGCAGGAUAGUCUAGAUCUCAGUCCAGGUUCAGCCAUGGCCAGGAAUGAUCCAAGAGGGAAGGACAGGGGUGGGGCCUCACAAGAGCCCUUCAAUAGCAUAUCUGUGCAGGUGAUGAACUUAAUAUCCCAAUCUUUGAGGGUCAAAGAGGUCAAGGAGACAAUGGAGGCCAGUGUGUCCCCUGCUCUUCAAGCAGAGUUGCGAACCAAUGUACAGACAAUAUCCCAAAACAUCAAUGCACCUUUGAAGAGUGUAGAAUCUCCAGGGACCAGUAAUGACUCCCUAGUCCCUAGAACAUCUUUUCUCCAAGAACGAGGAGAGCCAUGCCUUAACAAAGAGGUCAUUAAUGAACUUAAGUCUAUAGUGCAGGUACCGUCAAAGAACCAACCUCAAGACAGUAACACACACAUGCCUCCUGCUGCAGACAAGGUGCACCAUCGCCACUCCCAAAGAGUGCCCCCUGGAGUCAGGCCAGCGUCCCAUAUGUUAUGUGGCCUUAAGACACCCCAAAGGAGCAGCCAAGGGAAGCAGGAAUCCAGAAUAUAUAUGCAGGUCUCGUGGAAGAAUCAGAGACAAAUGAUUGCCCCUACCUACAUGAGAGAGAAUUGUAGGAGGCCCAACACAAGAGAGCAGGCAAAUGGGCCUGAAAAAUUGGGGACUUCUCAUACUAUUAGAAUGACCCCCUCUGCCAAAGCUAAGGACACAGCGGACUCUGUUGAGAGGCAAUACCCCUAUCUGGAGCCAGAGAAGAAACAGGGUCCUUCAGAAAGUUUCUUCAGACAAACAAUGAAGCUCUUUUCUCAGGGUUUUUUCCCCAAUAAAAAACCCAAAAGUCAGGAUGCUCUACUACACUACAAACUCAAUUCAGCUACUGUCCAGAAUGAAGGACCAGGCAAAAGCAUAUCAGUUAUGGGAAGCAAGAUCCCUGAGGCUCAGACACUCAUAACAACUGUAGGGCAGAUUCUCGAGGAGAAAAUUCACCAGGGACUUGGUACCACAGCAUUAAGUGAGCACAAACAGGAACCCAAUACCCCAGUGUGUAGGUAUGUUUGCUACCACAGGCUUCCUUUCUGUGAGAAAGGGGGAGUGAUGAGUCACACAGCCUGCAGGCACCAGGCCAACUCUAAUCAGAGUUGUUCCAGGAGGAAAGGGCGAGUCAGACACACAGAGUGCUUGAAAAGCAGCAAAUUCAAUGAUGAGCCCUUGGGCCUGAGUCGCCCCACAUUCCUGGCCUCCAAGAAAUCUUUGUCUUCAGUGAGAUCCUGCCAGCAUGGGCCAAAGGGGCCAGAUGCCCUGGGCCACCAUCAGCACUGCCCGAGGCUCUGUCUUUUUCCAGUGGGUGUCUUGUCUGGUCGACCAUAA